GGAACUCUCUCUCUCUCUCUCACACUCUUACGUGUGUGUGACUCUCUCUCUCUCUCUCCUCACACACUCUCAAAUCUCUGUGCCCUAGAUCCAUGGCUUCCCUCUCCAAACCCUGGAGGGUGCUCUAGGGUUUCAAUCCUACACUCUCUCUCUCUCUGUGAGUUUGGUGCUUGCAAGCUGUGCCUCUGCUGCAGUAGAGCUAUUGUUUUCAAUGUACUGUAAGUUAAUUGAAGAUUCUCACAGAUUUUGUGUGAAGCUUUUACUUUUGGGAUUUUAGGGUUUGGGUUUUGCAAUUUUAGUUGGGGGGUUUUAUUUUCUGUGAAUUUUUGCUAGUUUGUGGUUUGGAAUAGUGGAGUGAAAUUCUAGUGGAAGAGAACCGUGCUUUUGUUGGCAUUGUGGAUUGGUUUUUACUCAGUUGUGUCAAGGUUUUCAAGAUUCUAGGGUUUUGUUUCUGCUAAUUGCAAGACUUCUACUUUCUGAGUAGUGAAAAUUGGUUGAUUUGAUACUAGUGUUGAAUUCAAUGCUUAUUUAAGAUAACUUUUUUUGUUUGGAAAUUUGCCAAUUAUGGGCAUGGAAGAAGAGGAAAAUAGUGCUAAAAUUGGAAGAUUUGAGGGGUGAAUAUUGAUUCAAGAGGUGAGUUUUGUUGUUGGGGGUGGUUUUGGUGCACAAUGGGUUGCCUUUGUUGCAAGCCCUCUGCUAUUGAGGAUAGCAAGGAGAGCCCAAGAGAGCGGUUCUCGAGCAAGGCCUCCUCGGACUUGCGGGGGUCCAGGGUGACCUCGUCGAGAAGGGAGGAAGUGCAUCGAGCAAAGGAUCGAUAUGAUAGUAAUGAUGGGAGGGCAAUGUUGAUUGAUAAGCAUGCGAAUGGCUCACUUCGGUUACACAGUGAGCAUUUUGAGAGGAAGAGGGAGAAAAUGGAGUAUGUUGUUGCUCAACAUCCGGGGAUGGGUAGUAUUCCAAAAGCAACGGAAGGGGAGCAGGUUGCAGCAGGGUGGCCGUCAUGGCUGGCUGCAGUUGCUGGAGAGGCUAUUAAGGGAUGGACACCACGGCGUGCAGAUUCUUUUCAGAAGCUGGAUAAAAUUGGCCAGGGAACUUACAGUAAUGUAUAUAUGGCUCGUGACCUUGAACAUAAUAAAACUGUUGCUUUAAAGAAAGUAAGGUUUGAUAACCUGGAACCUGAGAGUGUUCGCUUUAUGGCUAGGGAAAUUCACAUUCUACGUAGGCUUGAUCAUCCAAAUGUAAUUAAACUGGAAGGUCUAGUUACAUCAAGGAUGUCUUGCAGCUUGUACCUUGUUUUCGAGUACAUGGAACAUGAUUUGGCAGGGCUGGCUUCACACCCUGGUCUCAAAUUUACAGAAGCACAGGUCAAAUGUUACAUGCAGCAACUUUUACGGGGAUUGGAUCAUUGUCACAGCCGUGGCAUUCUGCAUCGUGACAUAAAGGGUUCCAACCUUCUAAUUGACAACAAUGGCAUCUUGAAGAUUGCAGACUUUGGUCUGGCUAGUUUUUUUGAUCCCCAUCAAAGUCAGCCACUUACAAGCCGUGUUGUAACUCUUUGGUACCGGCCACCAGAGCUUUUACUUGGAGCCACUUACUAUGGAACGGCAGUAGAUUUAUGGAGUACAGGUUGUAUACUUGCUGAAUUAUAUGCUGGCAAGCCUAUUAUGCCUGGAAGAACUGAGGUCGAGCAAUUACAUAAAAUUUUCAAGCUUUGUGGCUCACCUUCAGAGGAUUAUUGGAGAAAAUCUAAGUUGCCUCAUGCAACCAUAUUUAAGCCCCAGCAACCUUACAGACGCUGUGUGGCGGACACAUUUAAGGAUUUCCCUGCUCCAGCGUUAGCAUUAAUGGAGACCUUACUUUCCAUAGAUCCUGCUGAUCGUGGAUCUGCAGCUUCUGCACUCAAAAGUGAGUUCUUUACAACAAAACCACUUCCUUGUGAUCCUUCGAUCUUGCCAAAAUAUCCUCCUAGCAAAGAGUUUGAUGCAAAAAUACGGGAUGAAGAAGCCAGACGACAAGGAGCAGCAGGAAGCAAGGGCCAGAGAAUUGACCUUGAAAGGAGAGGAACAAGAGAGUCACGAGCCAUUCCAGCUCCUGAUGCCAAUGCUGAAUUAGUCUUGUCAAUGCAGAAAAGACAAGGUCAGUCCAACUCUAAGAGCCGUAGUGAAAAGUUUAACCCUCAUCCUGAAGAAGUUGCUUCUGGAUUUCCAAUUGAUCCACCUAGACCAUCACAAGCUGUGGAAGGAAGUAUGGAAACCCAGGAGCAUCACCAUAAGAGAGCCUCCCAUUCAGGGCCACUGGCUCACCGAGCUGCAUGGGCAAAGGCUGGGAAGAACCUGGAGGAUGCUGCAAAGAUUUCAACUGGGGCUGAGUUGUCAACAAUGUCAAGUUUUGGGGAAGCGAGGAGGAUGUCUGAAGAUCGCAGACAGAGGUCUAAUUCUUCACAACCAGAAAUUGCAAAAUUUAUAGGCAGGUUUCCAGGAUCCUUUAAGGAGGGCUCAGAUUUUGUGACACAACAAGAUCAAAAGCUUCACUCACAGGGAAUUGCAGGUUCUCAUAAAAAAGAAGAUGCAAAAUUCAACAACAAAGACCCAAUUCUUCUUGGUUAUGGGUCAAAGGGUCACAAAAUACACUACUCUGGCCCAUUGAUGGUUCCAUCUGGCAACAUGGAUCAGGUGCUGAAGGACCAUGAUCGGCAAAUCCAAGAAGCUGUUAGACGUGCACGCCUCGACAAGGCAAAGGUCAGAAAAGCACAUGUUGAAGGGAAUCAAAUAUCAACUAAUGCAUUAUUUGUUUCUGGUCGUUGAACUGGUUGAAGUGAACCCCAAAUAAAGCCAAGCAUCUUCAGGAUUCAGGAAGAUCACCGCAUACAAUUUGGCUGGUGAUUUUCUCUUGCAGACAAUGCAAGUUAGUUAUUGGGUGGGGUUUUUUUGUAUAGGUCUUAGAAGGAGCGCUAGUGGCCAUUUUUAGCUAAGCUUAAAGCUUAUUGAGAAAUCUCUCUCUCUCUCUCUCUCUGCAAUUGAUCGCAUAUAUUUUCUUUCUACUUUUCAACUGAUAUUGCUUAAGUAUGGGCCAUUCUUGUAGAUCUUAUUUAUUAUUAUAAGCUGUAGAGUAUUUAGAAAAUAUGACGUCUUUCAUGAUGAAAAGAGUAAGAUGUUGCAUCCUCCA
Messenger RNA from Quercus lobata, 3162 nucleotides. Its product is annotated as Protein kinase superfamily protein. The record is from RefSeq and is a predicted model, not a curated record. Gene Ontology annotation, cellular component: cyclin-dependent protein kinase holoenzyme complex; nucleus. Bases 669 to 2801 code for a protein of 710 amino acids. Gene Ontology annotation, biological process: positive regulation of transcription elongation by RNA polymerase II; protein phosphorylation. Gene Ontology annotation, molecular function: ATP binding; RNA polymerase II CTD heptapeptide repeat kinase activity. The transcript is spliced from 8 exons. Lineage: Eukaryota; Viridiplantae; Streptophyta; Magnoliopsida; Fagales; Fagaceae.